Molecule: messenger RNA, 435 nt
Organism: Gossypium arboreum
Lineage: Eukaryota; Viridiplantae; Streptophyta; Magnoliopsida; Malvales; Malvaceae
Product: ribosomal protein S12, mitochondrial
Exons: 1
Coding region: 1-435 (144 amino acids)
Biological process (GO): translation
Cellular component (GO): ribosome; small ribosomal subunit
Molecular function (GO): structural constituent of ribosome
Source: RefSeq, a predicted model, not a curated record
AUGCCUACAUUAAAUCAAUUGAUUCGUCAUGGUAGAGAAGAAAAACGGCGCACGGACCGUACUCGAGCUUCGGAUCAAUGUCCCCAGAAGCAAGGAGUAUGCCCGCGUGUUUUAACGAGAACACCGAAAAAACCUAAUUCAGCUCUACGUAAGAUAGCUAAAGUACGGUUGAGCAAUCGACAUGAUAUAUUUGCUUAUAUUCCAGGCGAAGGUCAUAAUUCGCAGGAACAUUCUAUGGUCUUAAUAAGAGGAGGCAGAGUGAAAGAUUUGCCAGGUGUGAAAUCCCAUUGUAUUCGAGGAGUCAAGGAUUUGCUGGGAAUUCCGGAUCGAAGAAGAGGCAGAUCAAAAUAUGGUCCUCGCCCUUUUGUUAGCAGCUCUUCGAUCAACCCAGGAAAGGUGUCUCAAAUUGAGUUUCAGAAUCAAGAUAAAAUUUAA